UUUCUAAGAACCGGCGGCGGAUUCCUGGUAAGAGAUUUCGGUGUGUGACAAUAUCCAGCGAGCGCGCGCGGCCCCGCGGCGUCCAGCUCGGCUCCAGCUGCAAGGUGCGAAAUGCCACUUCUUACCCCUCGGCAAGAGCCGAGACGCUGCGGAGGAGCCGGGCCGGGGUGUGCCCGCUGGCGGACUGCCUGAAAGCCUGUCAGGAGCAGAUUGAGGCAGCCUUAGCCGAGAGCCUGAAACAGGCGUCCCAAACCCAACAGGAAUACAGCGCCGCCAAGACUGCUGCUUACCCGGCCAGCCAGCCCACCAGCACGCCCACAGACGUCACGGACAUCAACCUGUGA
Phaethon lepturus (White-tailed tropicbird) is the source of this 344-nucleotide messenger RNA. RefSeq names its product cyclin D3 (gene CCND3). The annotation marks the transcript as partial. NCBI's taxonomy places the organism in Eukaryota, Metazoa, Chordata, Aves, Phaethontiformes, Phaethontidae. The transcript has 2 exons. The record is from RefSeq and is a predicted model, not a curated record.